CUGCUCCACCAACUUGUCACCAAAGAUGGCGAUUUGCUGAGUGCUCAUGGAUACACACAUUUGUCGGUUAGCUCCCAUCUUACCCGAAACGCCAACUUUUAAAACAAACUAACUGCUUAGCGAAGCAUCUGUUUCUCCAUCGGAAGGAAAUCUGACAGGACGUCAGCCGUCGCUACCAUGCAGAUCACGCUGAAAACACUGCAGCAGCAGACUAUUCAGAUUGAGAUAGACCCCGAACAAACGGUGAAGGCCUUGAAGGAGAAGAUUGAGGCUGAACGGGGAAAGGACAACUUCCCCGUUUCUGGACAGAAGCUGAUUUAUGCCGGGAAAAUCUUGCAAGAUGACACGCCUAUUAAAGACUACAAGAUCGACGAGAAGAAUUUUGUUGUAGUGAUGGUGUCCAAGGCUAAACCUGCAGCUCCAGCCUCACCGCCAGUCUCGGAAGCCCCCAAGCCGCCUGUGCAAGACUCUGGCUCCACCUCCACCCCCGCCCCGGCUACAAACCCCGCUCCGGCCCCGGCCCCGGCCCCUGCAGCUGUCCCCAUUUCUUCAGAGGAGGUCAAACCGGAGCCCAACACGGCAGCCACAGAACCGCAGCAGCCAGCCAGCUCCAGUGGUGUCAGUCAGGGCCUGGAUGCCUCCUCAACACUCGUGACUGGAGCCGAGUACGAGGCCAUGCUGACAGAGAUCAUGUCUAUGGGCUACGAGAGGGAGCGAGUGGUCGCUGCACUACGGGCCAGCUUCAACAACCCUCACAGAGCGGUGGAGUACCUCCUCACUGGUAUCCCCAGCAGCCCGGUUCAGGAGAGCAACCCACCGGCCCAGGCCCCCACAUCUGGCCCCACGGAGCCUCCGUCUCUAGCAGAAGGUGAGAACCCACUAGCAUUCCUGAGAACCCAGCCGCAGUUCCUGCACAUGAGGCAGGCCAUCCAGCAGAACCCGGCUCUGCUCCCAGCACUCCUGCAGCAACUGGGCCGAGAGAACCCACAACUUCUACAGCAAAUCAGCCAACAUCAGGAGCUGUUCAUCCAGAUGCUGAACGAGCCGGUGGGAGAAGGAGGCGACGCCCCGGAGGUCGGCGAGAUGGGGGCGGCGGGUGAAGAGGGCGCGCCCGUCAACUACAUCCAGGUCACACCACAGGAGAAGGAAGCCAUCGAAAGGUUAAAAGCUCUGGGUUUCCCCGAGGCGCUGGUCAUCCAGGCCUACUUCGCCUGCGAGAAGAACGAGAACCUGGCAGCCAACUUUCUCCUCAACCAGGGACUGGAAGACGACUGAACGGGAGCAGAGCUCUGCCCCCUCCCACCCCCCAACACCACCACCACCACCACCCCCCUCCUGCCCCACCCAUCCCACCGCUCCCCCCUUCCUCAGCUCAACAUAAAGACUGCACCCCCUGAUCUUACUGUACAACCUCAGCUCAAGCAGACAGGAGGGGGAGGGGAGGCUGGUUGGGGGGUGGGGGGUUAAGUGCAGGAAAGUCAGAUUAUGGGAGUAGUGGGGGGGAGGGGGGAGAAAAGUGUGGAAGAAUGAUGAAAUCCACGUGAAUUCCAAUGGAAUGAGUGGGGUCAGCUUAGGGGAGAUCUGUAAUUUGAUUUUAGGUGCGCUUUGUGAACAUUAGGGGGUGGAGUGGGGGGGCGGAGGUGGUGGUGGGGUUGUGUGUGUGGGGUUGCGUGCUCAUGUCUGCGUGUGUGAGAGUACGUGUCUGUCUGUAUGCCUGUGCAAGAUGGAUGCGACACAGUUAGGCUGAAGAAGAAAAAACCCAACAACGUAAUCAAUCUGGCAUCCUCUAAGGUCGUUAAUGCUGUAGCUCGGUCGGUCGGUCGGUCGGUCGGUUGGACGGACGUGCUGCGACCACAUCAUCAGCGUGUGUAAAAAAAAGAAAAGAAAAAAAAAACAAAAAACAAACUGCUUUGUGUGUACCUCUGUAAGCCUCACGUCCGACAAUGAAAUUAGAAGAAGUGACGGACUGGACUGUGCUGCCCUUUUAUUUUUUUUAUUUUUAAUUUUUAACAUUUUUUUUUCUACAUCUCUCUGUCUCUCUCUGUCUCUCAACAUGUUUCUGGGGUCAUGAAGUCAAAACAGGAACAAAACCAUCACAGAACGGGAUCUUUAAUAAUCAGUUGAACUCCUGAGCGUCUGAGCGUGAUGUGAAGACGAGUCUGACUCUUCAUCACAUCUAAAACUGCUUUCUGUUCCUGGUUCCUUAUGACACUACAUAUUAAAUACUGACUGCACACGCUACUCUCCUCCGACAGCUGUGGUUUCAUUCUGAGCACAACAUUAUGAUCAAACAUUAUUAAUGACGGCAACUUGAUCCAAAAACGGACAUUUGAUCAGAAACGGAACAACCUGCGCGUCUCAGCUGGGCCUGGGGCGACGUGGAGCAAAACUCCAUGGAUCAUCAAGAACACCGUUAUAGAAACGGCUUGUGAUUUAAAAAAAAAAAAGAUUGGUCAAAUCGAACUUAUUGCAAUAGUUUUAUGAAAAUUCACUCUUUGUAUUCAGAUCUUAUUGGGAGUACACCCAUCAGGAUGUGCUCCAGGAUAUUUGAAUGCAUCAGCAAACGAAAGAAUUGCAAAAUUUAAAUAUUCAUAUUCAUGCCUCUAAUGUUGACCUAACUUUUAGUUUUAUACCUUAAGAACUUGCUGCUUGUUUCUAGACUGCAUUUAAUCAGCGGUGUAGAAAACUGGCAGAUUUCAUUGACCUGCCGAUCAAAGGAAAACCGUCACCUCAGAUCUUUUUAUUCAGGAUUUAGCGACAAACAUGCUAAGAUUAGCUGGAUAAUUAGGCUGUCUCUGGUUAAUUAGCCUGGAUUCAGCUGAUUUUACUCUGCAACUAUUGUUAGUAAUACAAAAAGCUUUACCUGAACAGGAGUGAUGGAUGACCCUUUGAUUCCAGGCCAUGUCCAUGUUUUCAUCCAGGCAUUUCUUCAGCCACCUUACUAGCAUUUUGUAGUAAGCUUUAAAUUAUAGAACAGCAAAAUGAACCUUUUUGUUGUUUUUUCAGCCUUGAUUCUAACAGCCUGUGCCCAGUUUGACCGCAUGAAGUUUUCCCUAAGAGAACCGUUAACCAGUGUAGGACGAUCCUGCUCUAAACUUCCUCCUUCAGUAUCUAGACUCUGACAGCUCCAGGCUUUGGACUGAGGGUAUUGCGUAACUCCCCAUAGGCUGUUUCAGCCGUACUCUUUAAAUUCUAUGGUUUUAUUUUUGACCCGGAUCACGAAAGAACUGGUUGUCGCUUUUAAAGUGGGAUAAGUGCAGGAACGCUCUCUGUCGUACCAUCAUGAAGGUUUGGAGAACCUUUAGGUUCUGUUCUUCCACUGAGCGAUAAGGACUGUCUGUAAGAAACGUAUUAUAGUUUUACUUUUAUUUUUGAAGACUUUCUCACCAAUGGGAUUUCCAAUCAAGAUCCGAUCCCAACCCGACCAUCAGUGAGCGAGUUGGGACUUGGAACCCUCUUUUUUUUUUUUUUCAGAACAUGAAAUAUUCACGCUAACGUUCUUAUUGUAGAUAUCUAAGCAUGAAGGACAAGGCCCUGGUUUAUUUUAUGGGGUUCAUGAAAAGAUGCUGUUACCGGUAACACAAGUGCAUUCUCUGUGUGUGUGCGUGUGUGUGCGUGUGCGCAUGUGUGUAUGUGUGUGAAGGCAGCCUGUACUGAUUGUUGUCCUACAGCAUCAACAUGAUCUUAGACUAUGCUGUGCUACAUUAAAUAUCAGCAGUCUUUCA
Messenger RNA from Poecilia latipinna (sailfin molly), 3725 nucleotides. RefSeq names its product RAD23 homolog A, nucleotide excision repair protein a (gene rad23aa). Bases 178 to 1275 code for a protein of 365 amino acids. Gene Ontology annotation, cellular component: cytosol; nucleoplasm. The record is from RefSeq and is a predicted model, not a curated record. Gene Ontology annotation, biological process: nucleotide-excision repair; proteasome-mediated ubiquitin-dependent protein catabolic process. The transcript is spliced from 9 exons. Gene Ontology annotation, molecular function: ubiquitin binding; damaged DNA binding; proteasome binding. NCBI's taxonomy places the organism in Eukaryota, Metazoa, Chordata, Actinopteri, Cyprinodontiformes, Poeciliidae.